CGCGCGGGAGGGGGAGCGGGUGUGGGGCGGCGGGAGCGCGCCUGCGCGCGGCCAAGCCGCCUGGGCACCCGGUCCUGACUGUGACGGGAGGCGGCGGUCGGUCCUCCCUGUAACGGCGGCGGCGCCUGCUCCAGACACCUGCGGCGGCGGCGACCCCGCGUUGGGGGCGGAGAUGUGGCCCCUGGUGGUGUUGCUGCUGCUGGGCUCGGCGCGCUGCGGUUCAGCUCAGCUAAUAUUUAAUACAACCAAAUCUGUAGAAUACACCGUUUGCAAUCAAACUGUUGUCAUCCCAUGUUUUGUUAAUAACAUGGAGGCGAAGAGCAUUGCUGAAUUAUAUGUCAAGUGGAAAUUUAAAGGAAAAGACAUUUUCAUCUUUGAUGGAGGUCAGCAAAAGUCCAAGCCCAGCGAUAACUUUACUAGUGCAAAAAUCUCACCAUCAGAAUUACUAAAUGGCAUUGCCUCUUUGACGAUGGAUAAACGUGAUGCCGUCUUAGGAAACUACACUUGUGAAGUAACAGAAUUAAGCAGAGAAGGCGAAACCAUCGUAGAACUAAAAUAUCGUGUUGUUUCAUGGUUUUCUCCAAAUGAAAAUAUCCUCACUGUUAUUUUCCCAAUUUUGGCUAUACUUCUAUUCUGGGGACAGUUUGGUGUUGUGACGCUCAAAUAUAAAUCCAGUUAUACGAAGGAGAAAACCAUUUUUCUAUUAGUUACUGGACUAGUGCUCACUAUCGUUGUCAUUGUUGGAGCCAUUCUUUUCAUCCCAGGUGAAUAUUCAACAAAGAAUGCUUGUGGACUUGGUUUAAUUGUAAUUCCUACAGCAAUAUUAAUAUUACUUCAGUACUAUGUGUUUAUGAUAACUAUGGGGAUGUCCUUCUUCACCAUUGCCAUAUUGAUCCUUCAAGUACUGGGCCACGUGCUCUCUGUGGUUGGAUUCAGCCUCUGUGUCUCAGAGUGUACCCCAGUACAUGGUCCUCUUCUGAUUUCAGGUUUGGGUAUUAUAGCUCUAGCAGAAUUACUUGGAUUAGUUUAUAUGAAAUGUGUUGCUUCCAAUCACAAGACUAUACAACCUCCUAGGAAAGCUGUAGAGGAACCCCUUAAUGCAUUUAAAGAAUCAAAAGGAAUGAUGAAUGAUGAGUAACUGAAGUAAAAUGAUGGACUCUGAUUUGGAGAGUAGUACGACAUGAAAGAAAUACACUUGUGUUUAAGCACCGUGGCCUUGAUUCACUGUUUUGGAGAAGAAAACAAGAAAAGUAACUGGUUUCCAUCUAUGGGAGAAAGUAAAAAAUUGACCUUUCAAUGAUUGUUACAGUUAAGUUUUUAUUCAAAGCAUUUUUAAUUUAGUUAAUAAAAGAAUUAUGAUCUGUGUUGUGUGCCCAAUUGA
Balaenoptera acutorostrata (minke whale) is the source of this 1381-nucleotide messenger RNA. RefSeq names its product CD47 molecule (gene CD47). Gene Ontology annotation, molecular function: thrombospondin receptor activity. The coding region runs from base 173 to 1138 and encodes 321 amino acids. The record is from RefSeq and is a predicted model, not a curated record. Lineage: Eukaryota; Metazoa; Chordata; Mammalia; Artiodactyla; Balaenopteridae. Gene Ontology annotation, cellular component: plasma membrane; extracellular exosome. The transcript has 11 exons. Gene Ontology annotation, biological process: positive regulation of phagocytosis; positive regulation of cell-cell adhesion; positive regulation of inflammatory response.